Aedes aegypti (yellow fever mosquito) is the source of this 2560-nucleotide messenger RNA. Its product is annotated as transducin beta-like protein 3. The transcript has 2 exons. Gene Ontology annotation, molecular function: U3 snoRNA binding; protein binding. The record is from RefSeq and is a predicted model, not a curated record. The coding region runs from base 122 to 2530 and encodes 802 amino acids. Lineage: Eukaryota; Metazoa; Arthropoda; Insecta; Diptera; Culicidae. Gene Ontology annotation, biological process: endonucleolytic cleavage in 5'-ETS of tricistronic rRNA transcript (SSU-rRNA, 5.8S rRNA, LSU-rRNA); endonucleolytic cleavage to generate mature 5'-end of SSU-rRNA from (SSU-rRNA, 5.8S rRNA, LSU-rRNA). Gene Ontology annotation, cellular component: 90S preribosome; nucleolus; small-subunit processome.
CUGAAAGUGUGACAGCUGAUUUGAAAACACGUGCGUUUGUUGAUGUAGUUGGAAGUCGCUCUCAGAAAGUUAUUGGAAGUUUUACGUUUUCUUGUUAAUUUCCUUCGCAAAACCCUUGAAAAUGAGUGUCAAAAUCAAGACUAAAGAAGUAUACGAAGUGCAGAACCAGUACAAAGCCUUCUACACGGGCGGUACGGUUCAAUGGACAUCGGAUGGAAGCGAAAUGCUGUGCCAAAAUGCUGGCGCUAUCAACCUGGUGUCGGUCACGGAUGAUACCGUUGAACCGGUCAUUUUUGGCGACGCCGAUGAAUCGGACGCCGUUUACACGUUUGCGCUGAGCAAAGAUAGUCACAAUGUGGUUUCGGCUCACCGGUCCGGGUUGAUGAAGCUCUGGGACAAGAACUCCAGGCAGGUGAGCAAAAUGUGGCGCGGACUUCAUCAGGGCCCCAUUACGAAGCUGGUCUUCAGUGACGAUGAUACGUUGAUUGCGAGUGGAGGCACGGACACGACGGUUCGCGUUUGGGACCCCAAGGAACAAGUUUGUAAGGGGACAUUGAGAGGAUGUCAGGGAGUCAUUAAUCUAUUGGUGUUUCAUCCGGACGUGGAGAGCAAGAUCCUGCUGGCUGCCGGUGAUGAUGUGAAGAUCAAUGCUUGGAACUAUGAAACGCGAGAGUUGGUAAAAUCUUUCGCUGGUCACUUUUCGAAAGUAACAGGCGUUUCGUUUACAAGCGAUCACAAGUUCUUAGUUUCCUCAGGUCGCGACAAGAUUUUGAUUAUGUGGAAUUACGAAACACAACAAGCGGUCAAAACUAUUCCGGUGUAUGAGAGUUUGGAGAGUGUUAUUGUCCUUCCCAAAGGUGUCCAUCUUCCAGGUUUGAAACUGAAAUCAGACAAAGUGUACGCUGCAUGUGCCGGCGAGGAAGGAUUGAUUAAGGUAUGGGAAAUGACCGAAACGAAGAUUGUCUUCAAACAGAAGAACAGCUUGGUCACAAAAUCUGCAGAAGAGGGUGGUCUAGCCAUAACGGAUUUGCUGUUUAACAAACAAUCUUCCAAAUUGGCGAUUGUUAGUGCUGAUCAUAACAUCAUAAUUCACGAUCUAGAAACAUUCGAAUGUUCUAAGCAAUUAUCUGGCUUCAGCGAUGAGAUUUUGGAUCUUAUUCUAUUUGGCAAGAAAGAUCAUUUUCUAGGAAUGGCCACAAACAGUAACGAUUUCAAAAUCUAUGAUACCACAAACAUGAACUGCCAGUUGGUCAAAGGCCACACCGACAUCGUUCUGUCGCUAUCGGCCAAUCAAAACUAUAUUCUCUCGUCAUCCAAGGAUAAUUCCAUUCGAUUGUGGCGUUAUGAUACGGCCAAGUUCACUGUUCAGUGCGUAGCUAUCGGUCUUAAACAUACCAAUGCCGUGGGAAGCAUCGCUAUAAGUAAAGUAUCUGGGAAAUUCUGCGCCAGUGUUAGCCAGGACAAAUGCUUGAAAGUUUGGAAGAUACCAAAAGAGUUCAAUGAAACAACGGACGAGAAGGAACUCACUCGGUUGAACUGCACCCUAACCGAAUUAGCACACGAAAAAGAUAUCAAUUGCGUGUGCAUAUCGCCGAAUGAUCGACUGAUUGCAACGGGAUCUCAGGAUAAAACGGCCAAGCUAUGGGAUGCAAGUAAUCUCAGUUUGGUUGGAGUCUUCCGGGGUCACCGCAGAGGAAUCUGGGCUGUUCGGUUCUCUCCUGUAGAUCAAAUCUUGCUCACAAAUGCUGCCGAUUGUUCCAUCAAGCUUUGGUCACUCACCGAUAUGACCUGCCUCAAAUCACUAGAAGGGCACGAAAGUUCAGUGCUACGAGUAGAAUUUCUGUCCCAUGGGAUGCAAUUGCUUUCUGCCGGAGCGGAUGGACUUUUGAAACUGUGGUCCAUCAAAACCUCCGAAUGCCUUCAGACACUGGACAAGCACGAAAGCCGUAUCUGGGCUUUGUGCGUAACUGAAGACGAAUCCGUUUUCUACAGCGGUGGAUCGGAUUCUCAGCUGAUCAAAUGGAAGGACGUUACCGACGAGAAACGAGAACGGGAGAUGAACGAACGCAAGGAGGUUCUUCUUCAAGAACAAGAACUGAACAACCUUCUUCAGGACAAGAAACUGCUCAAAGCACUCCGCCUGGCCCUCAAUCUCGAUCGCCCACUGAUGACAUUGAAAAUCAUCACCUCGGUAAUCAAAAGUCAAGAACAGGGUCUCCCGGACACCAUCCAGAAGCUAAGGAAUGAUCACAAGGAAACCCUCCUGAAGCACGCCAUAGAAUGGAACACCAACAGCAAAAACUGUCGACCCGCGCAACUAGUACUGAACAUCCUGCUUCAGCAGAUGCUCUCCGGGGAAUUCCAGGUGUCCGAGCUCAACAAACACCUAGAGGCGGCCUUACCCUACACCGAGCGGCACUUCAAACGGAUGACCGAGUACGCCAAGGACCUCAAGUUUAUCGAGUACACAUUGCACUGUAUGCAACCACACGCUACGACACGUGAAGCCAAUAAAACCGACAAGGUGUAACGCUGCAGUUCCAGCCUUCAGUAGAGUAAA